This is a messenger RNA of Diprion similis, 2886 nucleotides long. Its product is annotated as protein 5NUC-like. Gene Ontology annotation, cellular component: plasma membrane. NCBI's taxonomy places the organism in Eukaryota, Metazoa, Arthropoda, Insecta, Hymenoptera, Diprionidae. Bases 589 to 2382 code for a protein of 597 amino acids. Gene Ontology annotation, biological process: AMP catabolic process. The transcript has 10 exons. Gene Ontology annotation, molecular function: 5'-nucleotidase activity; metal ion binding; nucleotide binding. The record is from RefSeq and is a predicted model, not a curated record.
AGUGCGCUGGUCGUAGGAAUUUUCAUAACGAAAUCGAACCGAUACUGAAAAGAAACAAAAUCAGAAUGAGUUCUUCUCAUUCUUAAACAGUGAAAACCUUGUUAUUUUCUCGUAUUUCCUCAGUGUUACGAAUAGUCGAAGUGCAAGUGAAAAAGCGACUGCAGCUAUAGUCUCAUCGUACGUGACAAAUACACGAAAUUACUCUUACUAAUAUCUAUUAACGUAUCGAGCGUAAAAUACCGGUUGUGAAGUCCCGACCGGCUAUAGCGCGGUGGUAAUUUUUCGCGAACGGCAGGUGUUUGCGAUAAAAUUGCAGGCCCGCCUCUCGCCGUAGCUUCGGUAAAUAGGAGGAUUACCGUUGAAGCACGUGAUCUUGCCUGAUAGUUUCAGUGCCACCGAGAAUCUCGAGGCGAUUGCCACUAGCAUCUCUGUUUCUCGCCUUUCCGGCCCUCUCUUAUCAACUAAUCAAGCUUGAUCGAUCGAGUAAGUGACUGUCGUCAUCGUCGUUAGUUUACGUUUGAAGUGACUGGUGAUAGAGCAGUGGUGGUCUUGUGAAGUCGAAGCACGUUCUACCCUCGAGUGCUGAAAAUGAAGAUUUACAACAUCAUCGGGGUGUCGACGGCCUUCCUGCUCAUUCUGAGUGCUGCAGGACCUGCCUCAGCAGCCACCGUGCCUCGAGCCACUGGCGAUGCUCUGCAACUGCAUAUUCUUCACACGAACGACAUGCACUCGAGGUUCGAACAGACGUCAGCGUUAUUCGGUACCUGCACUGAUACAUACGCAGCGAACAACGAGUGCAUAGGAGGUUUCGGCCGAGUGGCAACAGUGGUCAGAAGUGCUCGAGCUGGAAGUGUCCCAACACUCUACCUUGAUGCCGGGGACACGUACCAAGGUAGCAUCUGGUUCAUCGUUCAUCGAUGGAAAAUUGCUGCAAGAUUCUUGAACCUUCUGAACCCAGACGCAAUGUCACUAGGGAACCACGAGUUUGAUCAAGGCGUCAGUGGGCUGAUUCCUUUCAUCGAAAAUGUCACGUUUCCUGUACUUGCGGCGAAUUUAAACUUGACAAACGAGCCGGAGCUCGGAGCUACGAAACUUGCGAAGAGUACGGUCAUCGAUAUUAAUGGGACGCAAGUUGGCAUCAUCGGUUAUCUGACCCCGGAAACCAAGAUCCUUGCGACGACAGACGACGUCAUCUUCGAUGAAGAGGUCGCGGCAAUAACUGAAGAAGCUGCACGGCUUAAGGAGAACGGGAUUAAUAUCCUAAUCGCGCUUGGACAUUCUGGGUUCGCGAUGGAUAAGACAAUCGCCGCCGAAGUCGAGGAUAUUGAUCUCGUAGUAGGUGGCCAUACCAACACAUUUCUGUACAACGGAACUCAGCCAGACACCGAAGUCCCCGAAGGCUUGUAUCCUACGGCGAUAACUCAGAGUAGCGGCAAAAUAGUCUACGUGGUCCAAGCUUACGCGUACACCAAGUACAUCGGCAACUUUUCCGUGACCUUUGACUCCGAAGGUGACCUCACACACAUUGAAGGGAAUCCUAUUCUUCUUGACUCGAGCGUCGAGCAGGCUGCAGACGUAGUGGAAGAGUUAGAGAACUGGCGGGAGGCGAUCGAUAAUUUGACAAUCACCUAUGUCGGGACUAGUAGCGUUCUUCUUAAUGGUGAUGGCAAUGUCUGCCGUCGCCAAGAGUGUAAUAUGGGAAAUCUAGUGACGGACGCGAUGAUUGAUUACGUCUCCAGGCAGUACAACGGAUCUGAUGGAUGGACGGAUACACCGAUUGCUGUCAUGAAUAGCGGCAGUAUCAGAACUUCCAUACCCGCCAGUACCAAUUCUGAGAUUUCAAUGGCGGAUGUUCUUACUGUUCUUCCAUUCGGUAACCAACCCGUCAUCGUCGCUAUGACUGGUGAGCUAUUGAUAUCAAUGCUGGAAUGGAGUGUUUACUACAUGACUGGGGAUCCGACUGAAGAUGCUAAGGGUGGUUUCCUACAAGUGUCCGGAAUUCAGGUGGCUUAUGAUCUCAGCCAACCAGUUUACUCCAAGGUGGUUUCCGUCAAAGUUCGCUGUGGCAAUUGCAAUAUUCCUACAUACAGUGAUCUGAAUAAAACAGAAACCUACUCGGUAAUAAUAAAUGACUACAUAUAUUCAGGUGGCGAUGGAUUUAGCAUGCUGUCUGAUUUGGAAGUGAAAAGAGCAGAUGAUACUAUUGCUGACGUCGUGGCCCAAUAUUUGACACUACGCAGCCCUGUUUAUCCUGCAGUUGAGUGGAGGAUCACUUUCAGUGAAACGGAUACUACGGAAUCCGUUGUCGAAAGCGGAGCAUCCUACAUUACUUAUUCAAUCACUAUGAUUAUCGUACCUCUUUUGAUCAACAGGUGCACGUAGGUAAAAACUAAAAAAUCAUGAUCCAGAUCAGUCAUUCGUGGAAUAUGAGAAACGAGCUUAUUGAGACGCUACCCAAAAAAAUCGUUAAGGUCUACUCGCUGAUAAAUUAUUAAAAUAAUUUCGCUCUUCAUCCAGGCAAGUAGACAUCUGAAUUUUUAUAUUCGAAGAUAUUCAAAUCUCGUAUCCAAUGAAACAAAUAUGCCAUAUUUGCGAUCACUUUAAUAGUAAACAUAUAUUCCAAGAAGAAAGAAUCCAACCUAAGUUGUCCCAGUAGUUAGGUAUUUGUACCUAAAAUAAGUCAGAUCGGUCCUAUCCCAGUAUUUUAUUUUAACUCGUCACCUAGUACUGAUUAUAGAUUCUUGUUAUCCUAGACAUAUCUUGAUCUUUCUGAUCACACAGAUUUUUAUUUUUAUGGUUUAAAUAAAAAUUUUAUUAUCAGGCCUAACCAUCGUUCAUAACUGUGAGUUAUUGAUUUGAGACAUUUAUUGAGUACUAAGAAAAUUA